UCGGCCGGCCGCCGUUCCCAAGAUGGCGGCGGCGCGCGCGGCUCCCGCGGCGGGCUAGAGGCGGAGGCGGCGCCGCGUCACUCCGCCCUCCGGCCCCUCGGCUCCGGCCUGCAGCCCACGGCCCGCCGCGGCCAUGCGGGGCCCGGCGCACGGAUGAGAGAAGCCGCCGCCGCCGCCGCGCUGCUCCCCGCUGCUCCCGCCCUCGCCGUCACCCCGGCCGCCGCCAUGGAGGAGCCGCCGCCGCCGCCGCCGCCGCCGGAGCCCGCGCGCUGCCCGGCCGCGAGGCAGGAGUGCGUACUGGGAGAUUCAGCCUGCAAGAAUCCUGAAUCCGAUCCAGAGGACUUUUCUGAUGAAACAAAUACUGAAAAUCUUUAUGGCACAUCCCCUCCAAGUACACCUCGACAGAUGAAGCGCAUGUCAACCAAACACCAGAGGAACAGUGUAGGGAGGCCCGCCAGCCGCUCUAAUUUGAAAGAAAAAAUGAAUGUACCAAAUCAGCCUCCACAUAAAGACACUGGAAAAGUAGUGGAGAAUGUGGAAGAAUACAGCUAUAAGCAGGAGAAAAAGAUCCGAGCAACUCUUAGGACAACAGAGCGGGAUCACAAGAAAAACGUACAGUGCUCAUUCAUGUUAGACUCAGUGGGUGGGUCUUUGCCAAAAAAGUCAAUUCCCGAUGUGGAUCUCAAUAAGCCUUACCUCAGCCUCGGCUGUAGCAACGCUAAGCUUCCAGUCUCUGUACCCAUGCCGAUAGCCAGAACUACGCGGCAGACCUCCAGGACGGACUGUCCUGCAGAUCGCUUAAAGUUUUUUGAAACUUUGCGACUUUUGCUAAAGCUUACCUCAGUCUCAAAGAAGAAGGACAGGGAGCAAAGAGGACAAGAAAAUACGUCUGCUUUCUGGUUUAACAGAUCAAAUGAACUCAUCUGGUUAGAGCUACAGGCUUGGCACGCAGGACGGACCAUUAAUGACCAGGACCUCUUUUUAUAUACUGCCCGCCAAGCCAUCCCGGAUAUUAUCAAUGAAAUCCUUAAUUUCAAAGUUAAUUAUGGGAGUGUUGCCUUCCUUAGAAAUGGAGCCGGUUUCAAUGGUACUUCAGUAGAAGGGCAGUGCAGAGGCCUUCACGGAGCCAAGAGUGUGAUAGGUUACUCAACAUAUCACGAGCAUCUCCAACGCCAGAGGGUCUCAUUUGAGCAAGUAAAACGGAUAAUGGAGCUGCUAGAGUACAUAGAAGCACUUUAUCCAUCACUGCAGGCUCUCCAAAAGGACUACGAAAAAUAUGCUGCAAAAGACUUCCAAGACAGGGUGCAGGCACUCUGCCUGUGGUUAAACAUCACGAAGGACCUAAAUCAGAAGCUAAGGAUUAUGGGCACUGUUUUGGGCAUCAAGAAUUUAUCAGACAUUGGCUGGCCAGUGUUUGAAAUUCCUUCCCCUCGGCCAUCCAAAGGUAAUGAGCCUGAAGACAAGGACGAUGACACUGAGGGAGAGUUGAAGGAGCUGGAAAGUAGCACAGACGAGAGUGAGGGAGACCAAGCCCCCGAGUCCAGGGUCCCGGGACCCAGACCAUCCGCCAGCAACAGCCUUGACGUUCUGUCUCAGGAGCUGGGAUGCAGGAAGCCUGAGAGGCUGGACACGGAGGACGAAGCCGCGGGCUGGGGACCGGCAGACAGCGGCACUGAAGCGGGCUUCGACCGGCACUGCUUGACUUCUAUUUACAGACCCUUUGUAGACAAAGCACUGAAGCAGAUGGGGUUAAGAAAGCUGAUCCUGCGGCUCCACAAGCUGAUGCAUGGCUCCCUGCAGAGGGCCCGGCUCGCCCUGGUGACGUGCCACGGUCCCGUGGAGUUUUCUGAAUUUCCAGACCCCAUGUGGGGCUCAGAUUAUGUGCAGUUGUCAAGGACCCCUCCUUCCUCAGAGCAGGAGUGCAGCGCCGUGUCCUGGGACGAGCUGAAGGCCAUGGACUUGCCCUCCUUCGAGCCCGCCUUCCUCGUGCUCUGUCGAGUCCUGCUGAACGUCAUCCACGAGUGUCUGAAGCUGCGCUUGGAACAGAGGCCUGCCGGAGAGCCGUCGCUCCUGAGCAUCAAGCAGCUGGUGAGAGAGUGCAAAGAGGUGCUGAAGGGCGGCCUCUUGAUGAAGCAGUACUACCAGUUCAUGCUGCAGGAGGUUCUGGGCGCCCUGGAGAAGAUGGACUGCAACAUCGACGCCUUUGAAGAGGACCUGCACAAGAUGCUGAUGGUAUAUUUUGAUUACAUGAGAAGCUGGAUCCAAAUGCUACAGCAAUUACCUCAAGCAUCCCAUAGCUUAAAAAACUUGUUAGAAGAAGAAUGGAAUUUCACCAAAGAAAUAACUCAUUAUAUACGGGGAGGAGAAGCACAGGCUGGAAAACUUUUCUGUGACAUUGCAGGGAUGUUGCUGAAGUCUACAGGAAGCUUUCUGGAAUUUGGCCUGCAGGAGAGCUGUGCUGAGUUCUGGAGCAGUGCUGAUGACAGCAGUGCUUCCGAUGAAAUAAGGAGGUCCGUCAUAGAGAUCAGCCGGGCCCUCAAGGAGCUCUUCCAUGAAGCCAGGGAAAGAGCCUCGAAAGCACUGGGAUUUGCGAAAAUGCUGAGAAAGGACCUGGAAAUCGCUGCAGAAUUUGUACUCUCCGCCCCUGUGGGAGACUUCCUGGAUGUUCUGAAAGCAAAACAGUAUGUUAAGGUACAGGUUCCCGGAUUAGAAAACUUGCCCGUGUUUGUUCCAGACGCCCUGGCGGAGGAGAAGGGCAUUGUUUUACAGUUACUCAAUGCUGCCGCAGGGAAGGGCUGCUCCAAGGAUCCCGACGAUGUGCUCCUUGACGCCCAUCUGCUGCUCACCAAACCUGGGGACCCAGCGGAUGGGAGCUGGGGCUCAUGGGACACUCCGCCCGUCAAAAUCGUGCCUCCGGUGGAGACUGUCGACACACUGAAGAGCAUGCAGGUGGAGAAUUUUCUUCUAGUUGUUAUGCAGUCCACUCACCUCACAAGUCAGAGGAAAGCCUUCCAGCAGUCCACCGAGGGGCUGAUGGCUCUGCGCCACGAGCAGACAUCCAGUCAGCCAGUCAUUGCCAAAGCGCUGCAGCAGCUCAAGAACGAUGCGCUGGAGCUCUGCAACAGAAUAAGCCAUGCCAUUGACCGCGUGGACCGCAUGUUCACAUGGGAGUUUGAUGCGGAAGUAGAUGAAUCCGAAUCUGUCACUCUGCAGCAGUACCACCGGGAAGCCAUGAUUCAGGGCUACAACUUUGGGUUUGAAUACCAUAAAGAAGUCGUUCGUUUGAUGUCUGGGGAAUUUAGACAGAAGAUAGGAGACAAAUACAUCAGCUUUGCUCGGAAGUGGAUGAAUUACGUCCUGACCAAGUGUGAGAGCGGGAGAGGAACAAGACCCAGGUGGGCCACCCAAGGCUUUGAUUUCCUACAAGCUAUCGAGCCUGCCUUCAUCUCAGCGCUACCGGAGGAUGACUUCUUGAGCUUGCAAGCCUUGAUGAAUGAGUGCAUUGGCCACGUCAUUGGCAAACCUCACAGUCCCGUUACAGGUUUGUACCUUGCUAUUCAUCGGAACAGCCCUCGUCCUGUGAAGGUGCCUCGAUGCCAUAGCGACCCUCCCAACCCGCAUCUCAUCAUCCCCACUCCAGAGGGGCUCAGCACUCGCGUGCCUUCCGAUGCUCGGAGCCACGGCAGCCCUGCUGCUGCUGCCGCUGCUGCCGCCGCCGCCGCCUCUGCCACCACAAGCACCGCCAGCCGCCCUGGCCCCUGUGGUGGCGACCCCGUGCUGCCCAAACCCAUCAGCGGUGCCCCUGAUACCAGGGGUUCCAGCGUCCCUGAGAAUGAUCGGCUGGCUUCCAUUGCUGCUGAAUUGCAGUUCAGGUCACUGAGUCGACAUUCAAGCCCCACGGAGGAGCGUGAAGAGCCAGCCUAUCCUCGGGGUGAUUCAAGUGGGUCCACACGAAGAAGCUGGGAGCUCCGCACACUUCUUAGCCACACCAAAGACACUGCUUCCAGGCAAGGCCCCAUGGAAGCUAUCCAGAAGUCAGUCCGACUAUUUGAAGAAAAGAGGUAUCGAGAAAUGAGGAGAAAGAAUAUCAUCGGCCAAGUUUGUGACACUCCAAAGUCCUAUGAUAACGUCAUGCAUGUCGGCUUAAGGAAAGUGACCUUCAAAUGGCAAAGAGGAAAUAAAAUUGGGGAAGGGCAGUAUGGGAAGGUGUACACUUGCAUCAGCGUUGACACCGGGGAGCUGAUGGCCAUGAAGGAGAUUCGAUUCCAGCCCAAUGACCAUAAGACUAUCAAGGAAACCGCGGAUGAAUUGAAAAUAUUCGAAGGCCUCAAGCAUCCCAACCUAGUCCGGUACUUUGGUGUGGAGCUUCAUAGAGAGGAGAUGUACAUCUUCAUGGAGUACUGUGACGAGGGCACGCUGGAGGAGGUGUCGCGGCUGGGGCUUCAGGAGCACGUCAUCCGGUUGUACUCAAAGCAGAUCACCGUCGCCAUCAACGUCCUCCACGAGCACGGCAUCGUCCACCGCGACAUUAAAGGUGCCAACAUCUUCCUUACUUCAUCGGGACUGAUCAAACUGGGGGAUUUUGGAUGCUCGGUGAAGCUGAAAAACAACGCCCAGACCAUGCCGGGAGAAGUGAACAGCACCCUGGGCACGGCAGCAUACAUGGCACCUGAGGUCAUCACUCGUGCAAAAGGAGAAGGCCAUGGGCGUGCGGCGGACAUCUGGAGUCUGGGGUGUGUGGUCAUAGAAAUGGUGACUGGCAAGAGGCCUUGGCAUGAAUAUGAACACAACUUUCAGAUUAUGUAUAAAGUGGGCAUGGGGCAUAAGCCACCAAUCCCCGAGCGCCUGAGCCCCGAAGGGAAGGACUUCCUGUCGCACUGCCUGGAGAGCGACCCGAAGCUGAGGUGGACGGCCAGCCAGCUCCUCGACCACUCGUUUGUGAAGGUUUGCACAGAUGAAGAGUGAAGCUCACCCAACCCUGGCCGGGGAGUGUGGACCGGAGAACCAGUGCUCUGUGCUGGGGCCCGUGGGGACUAGAGCGCGCAUCCGUGGCCCCGGAGCGUGGACUCGGAGCCCAUCGCUCCCACAGCCGGGGAGUGUGUGGACCCGUGGCCGGGGCGCGCGCGGCCUGGCGGCCCGUCACUACUGUAUGUAAUAUUUACAUGAAGACGCUGGGAAGCAGCACAGCCCUGUAACCUCCGGGACUGAAGAGCGCACAGGGCCAGCAUCGCGGGGCCCUUGGGGCGGGGGCGUCUGCAGGGUGAGAGGCUGCAUGUCAAGUGCCAUUACUACUGUACAUGGACCAGCGCCUCCGUCUCCGCUCCUCUCGUGACUGAGAGCCGCGACCUCGUGUAGUGUGUUUAAGCUCCCUGGGUUCACACGACGUUCGUGUCAUCGGUGUCCUGGACUGCGUCUCCAUCUCCUGUUUCUCACGUGCACUGACUGUGAAACCUUUUGUUAUUGUUGGCAGGCUGCAGGUUUAUCAUGCAAAAGGCCGGUUAGUGAAAUUCAAGACAAGUUCUUUUUUCAAUAAAUGGUUUAUUUUAGGAAAAGCUGAGUUCUGCUGUGCCUUACUGGUUCCCAGAGGAUGCCGAGCCGGCGGCGGACGCGAGGCUGGCCCUGCACUGGCCAUCCCCCGCCACCGCAGCCAGGCCUGG
Perognathus longimembris pacificus (Pacific pocket mouse) is the source of this 5657-nucleotide messenger RNA. It is a transcript of the gene Map3k4, whose product is annotated as mitogen-activated protein kinase kinase kinase 4. Gene Ontology annotation, biological process: positive regulation of stress-activated MAPK cascade; protein phosphorylation; MAPK cascade. The record is from RefSeq and is a predicted model, not a curated record. The coding region runs from base 154 to 4965 and encodes 1603 amino acids. NCBI's taxonomy places the organism in Eukaryota, Metazoa, Chordata, Mammalia, Rodentia, Heteromyidae. The transcript has 27 exons. Gene Ontology annotation, molecular function: protein kinase activity; ATP binding.